This is a messenger RNA of Sorghum bicolor (sorghum), 2221 nucleotides long. RefSeq names its product pentatricopeptide repeat-containing protein At4g18840. The record is from RefSeq and is a predicted model, not a curated record. Bases 294 to 1778 code for a protein of 494 amino acids. Lineage: Eukaryota; Viridiplantae; Streptophyta; Magnoliopsida; Poales; Poaceae. The transcript has a single exon. Gene Ontology annotation, biological process: RNA modification. Gene Ontology annotation, molecular function: RNA binding; protein binding.
ACUUGUAUGCAUGUACUCCUGUACAAUCCAUUUCCAAAUCUUCGCCCUCCACAUUUUUUUUAUUAUUCUAUUCUAUCUACUACUCACAUAUACUCCUCCUGGCCACGUCAGUAAUACAAGCUUUUAUUUUGGCCAUCCGAUGCGAGAUCAACAGCCCACCCGACCGUUUCUCCACCAAAACAAAAUAACUAUCCCCUCUUUCUUCCCUCGUGCCGGUCGACAGCGCCCGCGUGCGGUGCGGCGGCGCUCCGUCGCCUAAACACACACAACACCGCCCACGCCACGCGAAAACCAUGGGGAGAGGGGCCGGGCCUUCCUCCUGGCUCGCCGCCGUGGCCACUGCCGCAACACCAAGCUUCCGCGCCGCCCACGCCCUCCUCCUCACCUCCGGCCACCUCUCCUCCCGCGCCUCCGCCAACUCCCUCCUCCGCGCCGCCCCAUCCCCCUCCGCCUGCGCGCUCAUCCUACGCCUCCUUCUCCUCCACCGCUUCCGACCCGACCACAUCUCCCUCUCCUUCUCCCUCCACUCCUGCGCCCGCGCCGUCACCACCACCCGCAACCCGCUCACCGCCCUCUUCCACUCGCUCGCCCUCAGGCUCGGCCACGCCCGCGACGUCUACGUCGCCAACGCCGCCAUCUCUUCCUACUUCGCCGCCUCCGACGUCGCCUCUGCCGACCGCCUCUUCGCCGAGCUCUCCGCUGACGACGUCGCCGACGUCGUCACCUGGACCACCAUGGUCACCGGCCAUGCCAACGCCACCAAUCUCCAGCGGGCGAGGCACUUCUUCGACGCCAUGCCCGACCGCAACGUCGUUUCCUGGAACGCCAUGCUGGGCGCCUACGCCAGCGCCGGAAUGCUGUCCCAGGCGCGGGACCUGUUCGACGCGAUGCCUCAAAGGAACGCCGCCACGUGGAGCUCUAUGCUCACUGGGCUCGUCCUGUCGGGACGCUGCGGGGAGGCGCUCAGGGUGUUCCAUGACAUGGUCCGAAGCGGUGCCGUGCCCAAUGAGCCCGCACUGGUUAGUGUGGUCUCCGCGUGCGCGCAGCUGCGGUCUCUUGAGUACGGCGCGUGGGUGCACGGAUACGCCGAGCAGGAGCUGCAGGGGGCGAUGAGUGUCAUCCUCGCCUCCGCCAUCAUCGACAUGUACGGGAAAUGUGGGGGUAUCCACAGUGCCGUCAGGGUAUUCGCCGCGAUGCCCGUGAGAAACGUCUACUCCUGGAACGCAAUGAUCGCUGGGCUCGCGAUGAAUGGUGGCGAGAGACAGGCCCUGUCGCUCUUAUGGAAGAUGCAGAUGGCUGGUGUUCGACCGAAUGACAUAACUUUCAUCGGGUUGCUCAGCGCUUGCUCCCACUCUGGACUUGUGAAUGAGGGCCGCCGGUUGUUUGACAGUAUGAUCGAGGACUUUGGGAUACAGCCAGUCCAACAUCAUUACGGUCUUAUGGUUGAUUUGAUUGGCCGCUCUGGUCGUGUUAAGGAGGCCCUAUUUUUCGUCAAGAGCAUGCCUGUGGAACCUCACCCUGGCUUAUGGGGCGCACUAGCUAGCGCCUGCAAGAUGCAUGGUGAGGUUGAGCUUGGUGAGGAGGUUGCCAAGAAGCUCAUUGAGCUGGAGCCUCGGCAUGGCAGCCGAUACAUCCUCCUGUCAAACUUGUAUGGCUCUGCAAAUCGAUGGGAUGACAUGGCCUUUGUGCGCAAGAUCCUCAAAAGGCGCAAGGUGCCCAAGGGCACUGGCAAUGCAGUGGUUGGAAUGACAUUGACAUCCAGUAUGUCGAAUGAUUGAGUGCACUCUCGAUAAGGAUGUAUAAAAAUUUAAGGGCAUUAGGAUUUUUGCACCGGUUGGACCGGCUACCGAGGAGCAACAUGAGAUCGAGGAGCCUAGAUGAUGAUAGGGCUGAAAUAGAAAUGUUCAGUUGAUAUGUCAUCCUAUGCCUAAUUGUUUAAACAGCACUCAGUAAUUGCACAUACAGGGAGUGGAAGUGCAAAGAACUAGCAAGAAGUGCAGACUGGUGCUUGAAUACUGACCAAAGGUGGCUGGAACUCAAAGAACUGAGUGUUGUCUAGUAUGAUUAGUUCAGAGUUAGGCGAUUCAGUUAAUGCAAGGAUGUUUCAGAAUAGUUACUUGACCUCUUUUUUAUUGCAUAUUGAGAUCUAGGAUGAUAUCGAUCCAACUCACUUUGAAUGGUAACUUUAUCAAAAGUAUCGUUGUAUGCUUAAUUUCACCAA